AUGGGGCUUUCUUUUAGGAGAUUUCUCUUUUUCUGGGAACAGAGAAACAGCUCAAAGAAAGGAGAAAGCCGACCUCUCAUUACAAAGGGAGAUAUAAAACCGGAGAGGUUGUCACACGUCUCUUAUGCGGCAACUGAUGACAGUUCAGGAAGUCAAAGCAGCUCGAGUUCAUCUUACCAUCAGGAUCUAACCAGAGCUGUGUCAUGGACUGGAACCAGUUCAGGACCACCCGGUCCAUCCAGCUGGAGCGACUACAUUCUAAAGUACCUUCUCAUCACCAGCAACCUUCUCUUCACCGUCCUGGGCAUAGUGACCCUCAUAAUGGGACUCUGGGGUCUCAUCCAUAAAGAAUCUUUUGCUCAAGAGAAGAUCGGCGGAAUUGGGACAGACCCCAUGCUCCUCUUCCUAUUCCUCGGUUUUGUCCUAACCUUACUGAGCCUUACGGGAUGCGUAGGGGCUCUACGGGAAAACCGCUGUCUGCUUCGCACCUUCUCUGGGGCUCUGCUGCUCUUGGUGGUGGUGCAGGUGUUGGCUGUGAUCGUAGCGUAUACCCUGCAGGGUCAGAUCGUGGAUUACCUGCGCUCGGGGAUGCUGACCGCCAUGGCACGGUAUCAGGACGACCUGGACCUGAGGUUCAUCACUGAUGAGAUCCAGACGGGCCUGCAGUGCUGCGGGGCGGACACGUACAGAGACUGGGAAAUGAAUGUGUACUUUAACUGUUCGGCUCCGGGGGUCCAGGCCUGCGGCGUGCCCCCCUCCUGUUGUGUAGAUCCCCUGGAGAACGGGACGGUGUGGAACUCUCAAUGUGGAGUCGGUGCCCAGCGGCUGGACGAGUUCUCAGCCCAGAGCGUGAUCUUCCUGGGCGGCUGUUUGGGCGGCAUGUCCCGCUGGAUAGAGCAAAACACUAGAGCGAUCGGGACGGUAGCCGUAAUUCUGCUGGGAGUGCAAAUAAUAACUCUGUUUAUAACAGAACGUCUGCUGCAGAGGAUCCAGCGGGGCAGAGUUUGGCAUUACAUGAACUCAUAAUAACUGCAGUUAAAGUGUUUUUUAAUAACACAAUGUUGUGCCAGAGUUAUUCCAAAUCAGCUUGGAGUCAUGAUGUUUAACAUCUGAAGAUGCUGAACUGAUGAUAAACUGGGCAGUUUAGCAAUUUUAUGAUAGCAUGCUCAAAUAGCAUGUGUUACAAGGUUUCUGCUUGUUAUUGUUGG
Molecule: messenger RNA, 1208 nt
Organism: Triplophysa dalaica
Lineage: Eukaryota; Metazoa; Chordata; Actinopteri; Cypriniformes; Nemacheilidae
Gene: tspan10
Product: tetraspanin-10
Exons: 3
Coding region: 1-1026 (341 amino acids)
Cellular component (GO): membrane
Source: RefSeq, a predicted model, not a curated record